GCUUUUUCUCUCGGACGAAAUGAAGUACAAAGGUCAGACGGGACACGGGCGCCUGUAAUGGGGUGUGUUUGACCGGAUCAGAGCCUCGCGCCUCGAAUAAUGUGUCCAAUUACGCACGCGAGGCGCGGAGAAAAGGGCGGGAAGCGGACGGCAGUGGAGGUGUUUGGAGACUGAGAGCGGCGUUUGUGGCAUGAAGUUCACCACAGGUUUCGAUUACGGAGCCAUGGAGCGACGAAAGAGGCUGUUUUUACUGCUUUUCUUCGUGAUGGCAAAGUGGGACCUCAGUGAGCAGCAGGUUCUCCGAAUAGGGGGGAUUUUCGAGACCCGGGAGAACGAGCCUGUUAGUGUGGAUGAGUUAGCUUUCAAAUUUGCUGUUACCAGCAUAAACCGGAACAGAACGCUGAUGCCAAACACCACGUUGACCUACGACAUCCAGAGAGUGAACCUCUUUGACAGUUUUGAAGCCUCUCGAAGAGUGUGUGACCAGUUAGCUCUGGGCGUGGCUGCAGUUUUCGGCCCGGCUCAUAGCUCCUCUGUCAGCGCUGUGCAGUCCAUCUGUAAUGCCCUGGAGGUCCCUCACAUCCAGACCCGCUGGAAACACCCCUCUGUGGACAACAAGGACACCUUCUUCAUCAACCUGUACCCAGAGCACACCUCCAUCAGCAGAGCUAUUCUGGAUGUCGUCACCUACUAUAAGUGGAAGUCCAUCACUGUGGUCUACGAGGACAGCACAGGCCUAAUGCGCAUGCAGGAGCUGAUUAAAGCCCCGUCCAGAAACGGCAUGAAGGUGCGUAUACGCCAGCUGCCCACGGGGAGCAGCGAUGCCCGCCCGCUGCUCAAGGAGAUGAAGAAGGAGCAGGAGUUUUACGUGAUCUUCGACUGCUCCUACCAAAUGGCCUCCGAGCUGCUCAAACAGCUAAUGUCAAUGGGGAUGAUGACUGAGUACUACCAUUUCUUCUUCACUACCUUGGAUCUCUUUGCACUGGACCUGGAGCCGUACCGCUACAGUGGCGUUAACAUGACUGCAUUCCGCCUGCUGAAACUAGACAACCCCUACGUGGCGUCUGUUAUUCAGAAAUGGAGCAUGGAACGCCAGCUAGCCCCACCCAGACCCGAGAGUGGCCUAAUGAUCGGCAUGAUGACUACAGCGGCUGCUCUCAUGUACGACGCCGUGUUCAUGGUUGCAGUGGCAUCCCAGCGAGCCAGCCAGAUGACGGUGAGCUCUCUGCAGUGCCACAGGCACAAGCCAUGGAGGUACGGACCCCGCUUCAUGAAUCUGUUCAAGGAGGCUCAGUGGGAUGGCCUGACAGGACGAAUCGUCCUUAACAAGACUGAUGGACUGAGGAAAGACUUCGACUUGGACCUCAUCAGCCUCAAGGAGGACGGCACAGCGAAGAUCGGGGUGUGGAACUCUUACACGGGUCUGAAGUUGACCGAAAAGCAGGAAAACUCUAAAAAUGUCACAGAUUCGCUGGCUAACAGAACGCUGAUAGUCACCACAAUCCUGGAGAACCCAUAUGUAAUGUAUAAGAAGUCUGAUAAGGUGCUGUAUGGGAAUGAUCGCUUUGAAGGCUACUGUCUGGACCUGCUGAAGGAGCUCUCCAACAUCCUGGGGUUUAAUUACGAAGUCAAGCUGGUGUCUGACGGAAAGUACGGCGCCCAGAAUGACAAGGGGGAGUGGAACGGCAUGGUCAGGGAGCUCAUUGACCAUAUAGCAGACCUGGCUGUGGCUCCUUUGACCAUCACUUACGUGCGGGAGAAAGUCAUAGACUUUUCUAAGCCAUUCAUGACCCUGGGGAUCAGCAUCCUGUACCGCAAACCCAAUGGCACCAACCCAGGGGUCUUCUCCUUCCUCAACCCCCUCACUCCAGAUAUUUGGAUGUACGUGUUGCUCGCAUGCCUGGGAGUCAGCUGUGUGCUCUUCGUCAUUGCUAGGUUCACUCCAUAUGAAUGGUACAACCCUCACCCCUGCAACCCUUCAUCAGACGUGAUGGAAAACAACUUUACGCUGUUGAAUAGUUUGUGGUUCGGAGUUGCAGCGCUCAUGAGGCAAGGCUCAGAACUGAUGCCCAAGGCUCUAUCCACCCGAAUCGUUGGAGGGAUUUGGUGGUUCUUCACGCUAAUCAUCAUAUCGUCCUACACCGCUAACCUGGCUGCCUUUCUCACGGUGGAGAGGAUGGACGCUCCGAUCGAUUCAGCAGACGAUCUGGCAAAGCAAACAAGAAUCGAAUACGGGGCCGUGAGAGACGGCUCGACCAUGACUUUCUUUAAAAAGUCCAAAAUCUCUACGUAUGAGAAGAUGUGGACGUUCAUGAGCAGCAGGAAGAACACGGCGCUGGUAAAGAACACCAGAGAGGGCAUUACGCGCGUCCUAACUACAGACUAUGCUCUCCUCAUGGAGUCCACCAGCAUAGAGUACAUCACCCAGAGGAACUGCAACCUCACCCAGGUCGGGGGACUCAUAGACUCCAAAGGCUAUGGAGUGGGCACCCCCAUAGGGUCUCCCUAUCGAGACAAGGUGACCAUCGCUAUCCUGCAGCUGCAGGAGGAGGGCAAGCUGCACAUGAUGAAGGAGAAGUGGUGGAGGGGGAAUGGCUGCCCUGAGGAGGACAAGAAGGAGGCUAACGCCUUGGGCGUGGAGAACAUCGGGGGCAUCUUCAUUGUGCUGGCUGCUGGCCUUGUCCUGUCUGUGUUCGUGGCCAUAGGAGAAUUCAUCUACAAGGCCCGCAAGAACAGCGACAUUGAGGAGUGCAUCUCUUUCAGUGAAGUGAUGGAGGAGCUGGGCAUCUCCUUCAGGUGCCACAAGGCCAUGAGGAAAAGAGGAAAACCGCGAGGACGAGCAGCGCUCACAGGAGUCUUAUGCAAUUCCAAACGCAUCAUGAGGAAGGAAACUGUGGCCUAGAGAGGCAUUUUAACAUUCAGCCUGGAGAUACUUUUGACCUAAAA
Colossoma macropomum (tambaqui) is the source of this 2946-nucleotide messenger RNA. RefSeq names its product glutamate receptor, ionotropic, kainate 1a (gene grik1a). Bases 191 to 2902 code for a protein of 903 amino acids. The record is from RefSeq and is a predicted model, not a curated record. NCBI's taxonomy places the organism in Eukaryota, Metazoa, Chordata, Actinopteri, Characiformes, Serrasalmidae. Gene Ontology annotation, molecular function: kainate selective glutamate receptor activity; transmitter-gated monoatomic ion channel activity involved in regulation of postsynaptic membrane potential. Gene Ontology annotation, biological process: modulation of chemical synaptic transmission; synaptic transmission, glutamatergic; monoatomic ion transport. Gene Ontology annotation, cellular component: plasma membrane; postsynaptic membrane; presynaptic membrane. The transcript has 16 exons.